AUGUCUUUGGCGCUUGUAGAAAAACACGUUGAGAACCCGAAGAGCGGGGGCUCUUGGCACCUUUCGGGGCACAACGGUGACGUGCUGUCUAUAGCCACCAGCGGCAGUGAUGUUUUCGCCACAUGUGAUGUGAGAGGUGUUGGCUUACUGUGGAAACACCAUGAUUUGAUUCACGGUGUUAAUCGUGCUUACGUCGGUAAGAUCGAAACGGGGGGUCCUGCGAUUGUUGAUGCGUGCUUUUUGCACCAUACAUGUCUUUGUACUGCUCAAGGAGAUGGCACGGUUGGUGUAUGGAACGUCGAGACUGCACAACAGGAGCAGUCUCUCUGCCGUGCCUCUGGUCGAGGAAGGUCACAUGACUGGCCCGUGAUAAACGCUGUAUCGGCCUUGAACGGGACCUUAUUGGCUUACGGUGGUGAUGAUGGCUUUUUGGUUGUUGGUGACCCUGCUCAAAAUGGAGCUGCUGCAACAACUAAUCUGCGGGUGCCAAUUAUGUCGCUCGCAACAUCAAAGGAUUCCUUGUAUGUUGGAGAUGUACUUGGGAAUAUUCGUUGCUUUGACGUUCGUAUGAUGAGGAGCAUUUACAGUUUUAGAGGUCAUCACGACCCCGUAAGUUGUGUAACACUCAACAAGGACCUUACCAUGAUGGUAUCAUACGGCAUGGACAACAUGCUAGCGCUGUGGGAUGUCAUGCCGUUUGCGCUUAGCACCAGCAGCCGCCUCCUUCACCGUAUUCAUAUGUAUCAAGGUGACUCUCAGAGUCUUUUACGCUGCGGUUGGUCUAAAAAAGACACAAUUUUAGUGCCUACCGGUGAAGGACACAUCGUGUGUGUAACCGCUUCGUUGUUUGGUGGAACGAACGUCUCUCUUCCUGUCCGACACCAAAAGCAGCCAGCUCAGUGUGCGGUGUUCCUUGAUGACGAUGUUGCAGUUAGUUCAGCUGGAGCUGAGUUGAUAUUACAGCGUGUAUAA
This is a messenger RNA of Trypanosoma grayi, 972 nucleotides long. RefSeq names its product putative U5 snRNP-specific 40 kDa protein. Gene Ontology annotation, cellular component: catalytic step 2 spliceosome. The record is from RefSeq and is a predicted model, not a curated record. NCBI's taxonomy places the organism in Eukaryota, Euglenozoa, Kinetoplastea, Trypanosomatida, Trypanosomatidae. The coding region runs from base 1 to 972 and encodes 323 amino acids. Gene Ontology annotation, molecular function: protein binding; RNA binding. The transcript has a single exon.